Nicotiana tabacum (common tobacco) is the source of this 906-nucleotide messenger RNA. Lineage: Eukaryota; Viridiplantae; Streptophyta; Magnoliopsida; Solanales; Solanaceae. The record is from RefSeq and is a predicted model, not a curated record.
AUGUUGAAAUUCGUGUAUGGGGUAUGGCAAUUUGUUACGACCCCUCAGGUAUUAAUCCAUGAUGAAGGUUAUUUCAUAUUCAAAUUUGAAUCUGAUGAGGAUAGAGAUGCAGUACUUCAUAAUGGACCAUAUACCUUCAAUAACAGACCAAUGAUCUUGAAGAAAUGGGAUCCAGAUUUCCAAAUGAGCAAGGAGAAUACAAAGAAUAUCCCAGUAUGGGUUAAUUUUCCUGAGUUGCCUAUAAAAUACUGGACAGUGGAGAAUUUAGGAAGAAUUGCAAGCUCAAUUGGGAAUCCUAUCUGCACUGACAAAUUGACAGCUCAAGAAGCAAGGAUAUCUUAUGCCCGCAUGCUGAUUGAAAUGGAUGUGUCUCAACCUUUACCUGAGACAAUAUUGAUAGAAAUGGCUGAAGGAAAAAAUAGGGAACAAAGACUAAGUUAUGACUGGCAGCCUACUUUUUGCCAAGAUUGCUUAGUGAUUGGUCAUGGGACAGGGGAAUGUAGAGCUCCAGCAGAGGUGAUGAAGCAGCCUAGCCCUAUACCUAAAGGUCAGAGAGAAAUCCAGCAAAAAAGGGGAGGGAAACCACAGACUAAAUGGAUUGCCAAACCAAAACCUACUGUGGAAGUACAAGGAAAAGAAGUGAACAAAGAACAAGUGACUACUACAAUACAAGAAGUAGUUACUUCAAGAAGUGAGAAUAAAGAAAAAGAAGAAUUCCAGGUAGUCAAAUCAAAAGGGAAACAAGUGCAGAGUCCAAAAGUGAAAACAUCAAUCAAGGGUAUGUCUGAUGAGGCCAUUGAAAGUUUCCUACAUCAGAACAGAUUUAAGGCUCUAAGAAUUCAAGAAGGGGAGGAUGUUAGCCAAACAUCUAAGGAAGGAAGAGUACCCCUUGCCCAUACCCCAUGA